AUGAUAGAGGAACUUGUUGGGAGAGAUCAAGCGGGAGAGGUUCUUGCUAAACUGGGAAAAGUUGAGACAAGCAAAGAUAGACUGAUUUGGACUGAAAGUUUGGAUGGAAGAUUUUCUGCAAAAAGUGCUUGGGAAGCUAUAAGACGUCAGGGGCAUAUAUCACAGUGGCAUGAAUGGAUUUGGCACCCAACCUUACCGAAGAAGAUUUCGUUAAAUAUGUGGCUAGCCAUGAAGGGAGGUCUUUCGGUAGAUGACAAAAUUCGUAAAGCUGGUAUCCCCAUUGUAUCAAAGUGUAUGUGUUGCUUGCGGGAAGGGGGGUAUGAGGAUCAAAAUCACGUCUUGGCCUUGGGGAACGUGGCUCACUAA
This is a messenger RNA of Fraxinus pennsylvanica, 366 nucleotides long. The record is from the annotation of a GenBank genome assembly. NCBI's taxonomy places the organism in Eukaryota, Viridiplantae, Streptophyta, Magnoliopsida, Lamiales, Oleaceae.